AAUAGAUUUGGUGGUCUCUGCUUGGCUAGUGGUGUGCAACCUAUUGUAAGAAGUAAUAAAAUUUAUAGUAAUCAAGAUGCCGUUGAAAAGGCAGUCUGUAAUGGUCAAUGUUUGUAUAAAAUUUCAUCUUAUACAUCUUUUCCAAUGCAUGAUUUUUAUCGUUGUCAAACGUGCAACACGACUGAUAGAAAUGCAAUUUGUGUAAAUUGUAUAAAAACGUGUCAUGCUGGACAUGAUGUUGAAUUUAUCAGACAUGACAGAUUCUUUUGUGAUUGUGGAGCUGGUACCUUAAAUAACCAAUGCCAAUUGCAAGGUGAACCAACUCAAGACACAGAUACACUGUAUGAUUCAGCUGCUCCUAUUGAAUCACAUACUCUAAUGGUAAAUUAAAUUAAAUAAUAAUAAUGUUGAAUCUCCACUAUAGUAUUCAUAAAUAUGAAAAUUUUAUGUGUAUCAUAUAAGUAUUAAAGAAAUUGUACAUCUCAUCCUACAUAUAAUGUUGAUGUUGUUAUAGUUAUUAUAUUAUGAUCUGGGACGAUUUACUUAAUGUUAAGUAUUUAAAUUCUUCAUUCCUUUUGUUUUUCUACUUAACAUUCAAAUUUUAUGUGCAUACUAAUUAUACCUUAAUACUAAACUAAACAUUUGAAUAGUUGGUAUAAUUUUUGACUGCAAAAGAUUGUGAUUUAAAAAAUUAAUCAUAUUUAAUAUGGAAGUCAUUCCAAGUUUCUAAGUACUACUGACUGCUCCCAUUUAUACUUGUAUUUUACUAUUAGUAACUAUUUCCCACAAAUUUAUUUUGCAUUGACAGUACUUUUGUUAUUGCAUAUCAGUUAAACAUAUAAUGUAAAUUACCA
Daktulosphaira vitifoliae (grape phylloxera) is the source of this 854-nucleotide messenger RNA. RefSeq names its product F-box only protein 11-like. Lineage: Eukaryota; Metazoa; Arthropoda; Insecta; Hemiptera; Phylloxeridae. Gene Ontology annotation, biological process: protein ubiquitination; ubiquitin-dependent protein catabolic process; regulation of apoptotic process. The transcript has 4 exons. Gene Ontology annotation, molecular function: zinc ion binding. The coding region runs from base 145 to 390 and encodes 81 amino acids. The record is from RefSeq and is a predicted model, not a curated record.